Messenger RNA from Pseudocercospora fijiensis CIRAD86, 731 nucleotides. RefSeq lists its product as uncharacterized. Bases 180 to 665 code for a protein of 161 amino acids. The record is from RefSeq and is a predicted model, not a curated record. Gene Ontology annotation, cellular component: membrane. The transcript is spliced from 2 exons. NCBI's taxonomy places the organism in Eukaryota, Fungi, Ascomycota, Dothideomycetes, Mycosphaerellales, Mycosphaerellaceae.
UCGACCUUCCGUUGACCAAUCGCCAGAUUUCCCACGUAGCGCACCAUGCGUCUUUGACAUCACUCAGAUAACAACAACAGCAGUAUUCUUAUCCACCAGCAGCAAUAGCAAGAACAGCAAUAUCCCACCAGGACGAGCGGCUCCAAGACCAUUCAUACCUGUAGUACUCAUCCCACAUCAUGGUCUUUUACCUCCCCGACCUGCGACGAGACAACAUCGCCCUCUACACAAUUCCCGCAUUCUGGGCCAUCUCCAUCUAUCCGCGGAUUUUCGCCUUGAAGCUUUUCGAGGCCGAGACCAGCGAGAAAUUCGAUACCAGAGUCCCCCGGGAUUUCCAGGGGAAAGUCGCAGCCAACACGAAACUAGACGAGUCCAAAAGAGGACGUAUUCGUCGUGCUGAAGCAGCGUGUGCCAAUGGUUUCGAAAACUUUGGACUAUUUGCUGCAGCUGUCACCGCCGGUAGCUUUGCUGGUUUAGACCCGUUGACUCUCAAUGGCUUGACUUUGGGAUAUUUGGUUAGUCGGAUCUUCUAUAAUCGGUACUAUAUUGCUGCCGAGACUGCGGGCAUAGCAAAGGUCAGAACAGCAGCGUAUAUGGGUGGGUUGGCGUUGUUAUUCACAAUAUUCAUCAAGGCUGCACAGAAGUUGAAUAAGCUUAAUGCAUGAAGCAAUUGAUGGUUGGAUGGAAUGUCAUUCGAUUCGCUUAAGCCGACUCUCUAUGAGCAUUUCACU